Molecule: messenger RNA, 843 nt
Organism: Microthlaspi erraticum
Lineage: Eukaryota; Viridiplantae; Streptophyta; Magnoliopsida; Brassicales; Brassicaceae
Source: the annotation of a GenBank genome assembly
AUGAGUUUGUGGGGAGUGAUGGGAGGAGGAUGGGGAAUAGUAGAAGAAGGGUGGAGAAAAGGGCCAUGGACUGCCGAAGAAGACCGACUCUUGAUCGAUUAUGUGCGACUUCACGGUGAAGGCCGAUGGAAUUCUGUGGCGAGGCUCGCAGGGUUAAAGAGAAACGGCAAAAGUUGCAGAUUAAGAUGGGUUAAUUACCUUAGACCAGACCUCAAGAGAGGACAUAUCACUCCUCAUGAAGAAACCAUUAUCCUUGAGUUACAUGCUAAGUGGGGCAACAGGUGGUCAACAAUUGCCCGUAGUUUACCGGGAAGAACUGACAACGAAAUCAAGAACUAUUGGAGAACCCAUUUCAAGAAGAAGACAAAAUCUCCAACUAACAAUGAGGAGAAGACAAAAAACAGAAUCUUGAAGAGGCAACAAUUUCAGCAGCAAAGACAGAUGGAGUUGCAGCAAGAACAACAGCUGCUUCAGUUCAACCAAAUCGACAUGAAAAAGAUCAUGUCUUUACUAGAAGAUGACAACAACAACAACAACAACAAUGGUGAGAAUAACUUCAGCAGCAGUAGUAGCGGCAGUAGUGGAGAAAGCGGUGCGUGCUAUGUUCCUCAUCAGAUCACACAGUCAACAACAAGUUCUGGCUAUGACCCGAAUGGUCACGGCUAUUACUCGGUGGUUCCGGUGCCAGUACCUGAGGCUAAUGUGAAUGAAGAUUUUGCGAUUUGGGAUGGUUUAUGGAAUCUGGAAUUGGAAGGACAAGGAGGAAGCUUUGGUGGCGGUGGUGGUGGUGCUUGUGGUCCAAGGAAGCAAUGUUUCCAGAACUUGGUCAUUCCCUUCUGUUAA